UCUUCUCCUACCUGUUUUCUGUUUACACUCUGAUUAAAAUCGACACAAAUCAUUUGUAAUAUGAAUCGGUUCGGAAUGAUUCGGUUUUUACAGAUUUGUUUCGAGUUAAAUCGGUUACACGAGAGUGAAUAAGUGAGUUAUAACUGUUUAUAACUGAGUGUGUAUGUAUUUAAAGUAUAUGAGGUGUGUAUAACACAAGCCUAGUCAUGAUCAGGGUGUAUAUUAGGGUUAAAUCCUGUUUAUUCUCUUGUGUCUCCCAGCUUUGCUCUUGCAGGGGGUUUUUUUUCCUGAGAGAAAACAAUCUCCAGGUUAUAAUAAAUGUGCCGAUAUGACAAGUUUAACAAGCUUUAUAACGCUGAGUAACAUCGUCUACUUCAGGACCAUAACAUUGGUUUUGAGGUUAGACCAGUUAGGAAAAUAUGUGCCACGUUUGCUAUAACUGGCCUGGAAAAAAAUGUCCAUGGAAGUGAAUGUAGAUGUGGAUUAAUCUGAGGAUCCUACAGAAUCCUAACCCGAGGAUCCUACAUAGUCCUAACCUGAGGAUCCUACAUAGUCCUAACCCGAGGAUCCUACAUAGUCCUAACCUGAGGAUCCUACAGAGCCCUAACCUGAGGAUCCUACAUAGUCCUAACCUGAGGAUCCUACAGAGCCCUAACCUGAGGAUCCUACAGAGCCCUAACCUGAGGAUCCUACAUAGUCCUAACCUGAGGAUCCUACAGAGCCCUAACCUGAGGAUCCUACAUAGUCCUAACCCGAGGAUCCUACAUAGUCCUAACCUGACGAUCCUACAGAGUCCUAACCUGAGGAUCCUACAUAGUCCUAACCUGAGGAUCCUACAUAGUCCUAACCUGAGGAUCCUACAUAGUCCUAACCUGACGAUCCACCAGAGUCCUAACCUGAGGAUCCUACAUAGUCCUAACCUGAGGAUCCUACAGAGUCCUAACCUGACGAUCCUACAGAGUCCUAACCUGACGAUCCUACAGAGUCCUAACCUGAGGAUCCCACAGAGUCCUAACCUGAGGAUCCCACAGAGUCCUAACCUGAGGAUCCCACAGAGUCCUAACCUGAGGAUCUUACAGAGUCCUAACCUGAGGAUCUUACAGAGUAAUAACCUGAAGAUCCUACAGAGUCCUAACCUGAGGAUCCUACAGAGUCCACUCGCUUCACCACGGGUUUCCGUUCUCUUUUUUCUAACAGUAGCCCCGCCCACAGCCCCUGACGCAAGUGGUCCUUAAGUCUAGACCAGCAACGAUUUGGUGCUACUUAAGAACCACUUUUCCUGGUUCAGAGCCGGUGCUUUGGCGGUCGAAACAGAAAGAACUGGUUCUAAAUUAGGCUUUGGCUCCGAACCAGCACCCGAACUGCCUCAGUGGAAAAGGGGCAUCUGUCAGCCCCUUUAAAUACGUCCUCUUUAUGAAGCAUUGGUUUGGGUAGGUUCUGUUUUCAGCGCAGCUGGAUGUUGAGUUGAGUGGGUUGUGGGUUUGAAACGUCUCGCCUGGACGACCCACCGCUGCACUCUUACAGAAAGCACUUCAUUCUCUGGGUCCUUUCUCACCAAGGCUUUACAUUUAGAUGUUAAUCUACUAGCUCUAAUACACACAUGGGACGCACCGAUUUUUGAUUUCGAUGCCUGGCUUUGACAUUUACGUUUCUUCACGUAGGCUUCAUUCACCAACGCUGUGACAAAAAAACGCAAGAACGUCGUUCAAAGUAUUUUGUUCUAAUUUCUGAAAGAUAGAAGUGACAAAUCCACAGCUCUGUACUUCCAUGUAUGUUUUAGUGUCGGAAACUAAUCAACAACAGGCUGGCGUGAUGAAGUCGACUCACUCUAACCACCACAGUAUUCAGUCCAUCCUGAAGUGUUUGAUUCCUCAGCAGUGCACCAGAACAAGCGUUUAUCCCUUUGUACUUUCUUUAAUAGUGUUGAAUUGAGACAUGGUGUUUUUGUUCUAUGGUUCAUUUUGGAUUUAAAACGGUGAACAGGCCAUGCCCACACGAGCGAGAAAGGUCAUUGUGACAUGAUGACUUUAAAUGUUUAAGAAAAAAGUUCACCAUGUAAAUAAGUUAAUCUACAACAAGUCGAAAAUUUCGUGUAGCUAGCGACUAGCCUACAGGCUUCACGCACGCAGCAGUAACAGAACAGGGAUGAGUGGAUCUUCAUUCUGGGAUUGAUGAUAAUAUUCGUUAGUGUCACGUGAACUCGUUAGCAUGCAUAGGGUUUUACCAGCUUCACCUGGAUUGAGUACACGAUUAUUCAGUUUUCCUUUUGGUUUAAAUUUUUUUCUUUAUGGAGUUUAGUUCAGGAAGAAUUCUGAGAUCCUGAGCAGAAAUAGCCGUUGUUUAUCCGAAACCUUUAUUCGUAGCGUGCGAGAUCUCAGCAUGUCCUCGCAAAGCUAAAAACAAGGCAGUGAUAUAAACCGUGUCUUUAAUAAUCCAUCAGUAUUUGUGUGUUCAUGACGAGCUGUACGAGAGAGUGACUCAGAGUUCACACACGAUCACAUCAUCCAGUCCAGUCAAAUCCAGUCAAAUCCAGUAAAAUGGGUCAGACAGAUUUUUUUUUUUGGGUGGUGGGUGCGGGGUUGUCUGUGUGUUUAUGUGUGUGUGUGUGUGUGUGUGUGUGUGUGUGUGUGUGUGUGUGUGUGUGUGUAGUGCCUAACCUCUCACUUCCUUUCCGCUGAUCAUAGCAGGAAACUGAGCCGGCAGACCACUUCCCAACUUCCUGUCAGAAAUGAGAGAUAGAGAGAGAUAGAGAGAGAGAAAUGAGAGAGAGAGAGAGAGAGAGAGAGAGAGAGAGAUAGAGAGAAAUGAGAGAGAGAGAGAGAGAGAGAGAGAGAGAGAGAGAGAGAGAGAGAGAGAGAAAUGAGAGCAUGUCCUACAGACAGGAAGAGGAGAGUUGGAGCAGGACAAAAUGGAGCCCCGCUUUGUUGUUUGGCUUCAGGCCAAAGAGGAGCCAUAUAACUAGCCAACGAAUGGACAUGUGUUUGUGUUUUGUGGGUUUGUGUGUGUGUGUGUGUGUGUGUGUGUGUGUGUGUGUGUGUGUGUGUGUGUAGCCUGGCUGUCAGAGUGAUUGGACUGCAGUGGUGCUGCAUGCAGCUCGUGUCAGAGUCCCUUUGUAAUCAAUACAGCUCAGAGGAAAGACACAGAGCCAGAGACAAACUGUGUCAGUACAGUCUGGCCUUAGUCUCAUACCCUCAUCCUAUCCCAUGAUGCUUUGCUGCAUUCCACAUGCAUGGAUAAGUAAACUGUGCCAGGGUGAAGAAUAUACACUGGUUAUACAUGUGACGUUGCUCGUUUGUGUACUUCCCGUAAGCCAGGUCACAUUUUAUUGAAUCCCAAAUACGUGAUUGAUUUCUGAUGAGGUUUUCGUUGUGGGAGGGAACCGUAACAAGGGAACCUUAAAGAGGGAACCUUAACAAGGGAACCUUAACGAGAGAACCUUAAAGAGGGAACCUUAACGAGGGAACCUUAACGAGGGAACCUUAACAAGGGAACCGUAACGAGGGAACCUUAACGAGAGAACCAUAAAGAGUGAACCUUAACGAGGGAACCAUAACAAGGGAACCUUAACGAGGGAACCUUAACGAGGGAACCUUAACGAGGGAACCUUAACGAGGGAACCGUAACGAGGGAACCGUAACGAAGGAACCUUAAUGAAGGAACUCAAGUUAAACAUCAAAACAAACGCAUUGUGUUGUUAAGGACGUCGGGGUCCACAGUCCUGCAACUUUACCAGCGUUUGUGCCUCUUUAAACUACAAUUAAAUGGAUUUACCCGACAUGAAUUCUGCAUUCUGAUUGGUCAGAAGCUUUGAUUGGCUCAUUGACCAUUUCUCCUGAGAGGAGAAAGACGUCUGUGUAAAGUUUACACUGAGUCUCCAGAGUCAGUGUGGCUUUGUAACCGAGGUAAAGCCGUAGCGUCUUCAGGACGGACGAGUUCACUGACACUGUAGGCUUUUUUAGACGCUGGCAAGAGAACGAGCGUUUAUAGCUGCUAUAACAGAUACGUGAACACGGACGAAUCUGUUUAUCGGACAUUUAAAUACAACUAGAACCCGCUAAAAAUUUUACACGCAAUACUUUCAUUAAUGAAUCCAGACUUGUUGGCAGAUCGCUCUGGUGUGUAAGAGGAAUAAAACUCUACGGAACUCUGCUUCAGUUAUUAAAAGUUCCUCAGCAUUAAAAUCGAGCAUAUCGUUUAUUCCUCUGUCUUUAUUCCAGCUGGAAGUGUUUAGGUUGAUUAACGUAUAUCAGAUGUGCUGUAAACCUGGAGACCGGAUUCGGCACGACACCUCAUAUUUUUAUUUAUUUAUUUAUUUAUCUGCCCCACGGCGUUCAGGCCGUUGUUAUUGUCAGGGUUUUAUUCAGGAUCUGCUCAUGCUGAACGUCCUGCUGUACAGCUGGUUGUGUAUAAAAUACAAAGCAUCAGAGUUGUGUAGGUGGUGUGUGUUUAUUAUGAGCACCUUACGAUCUCUUAUGCAUACAGUCAUAAAACUGACAAUAUAUUAAACACAACACCGCGUUUUAUCUCACACACCUAAUGGGAUUGUGUUAACCCGACGUGACCUCACGCUGGACAGAGUGUGUGUGUGUGUGUGUGUGUGUGUGUGUGUGUGUGUGUGUGUGUGUGUGUGAAUGAGAGAGAUUUCUAAUCGAUAUAAAAUGAAGGAUGAGAAAAACAAAGCCGUUUGCGUUUCAUGAGAAGGACACAAAAGACAAAGCUAGGACACCAAACCAAUCCCCCUCAGCGUCGCGUCUCCUUCCGUUCCCUCGCACCCUAUAAAAGGACUCGGCGUCUCCGGCUUCGGCACGAGCUGCGUGCAGACGUACAAGCAUGAGUACAUACGUGCCUUUGCAGUUACACUACACUUAUUUCUCCCGUCUAAUCCACCAGAGUGCCAGAAUUAUUUCACACACUUCAGAAUAUUCUGGGCGUCUUCUUUAGUAUUAUAUUAUUUUUCUAUGUACACAUCUGGGGUUUUUUUUUUAAAUAAUUAUUUGCAUGUUAGCUCUAUAUGAUAGCUUGCUAAUGUAUGGAUUAGUUUGUUAAAAGAAAAUACAAAUAAAAAUCUGGUUUGUCUUGAAGGAAAAAUAACUAACUCCAGAAUUCUGUUAUUCCUAAAUAUCCUGUAAACCUGAAUAUUUGUAUUCACUUUCUCGCAGACUUUUACAGAAAUAAAUAAAUGUGUAAAAUCCUG
This is a messenger RNA of Tachysurus fulvidraco (yellow catfish), 5194 nucleotides long. RefSeq lists its product as uncharacterized. The transcript has 2 exons. Lineage: Eukaryota; Metazoa; Chordata; Actinopteri; Siluriformes; Bagridae. The record is from RefSeq and is a predicted model, not a curated record. The coding region runs from base 477 to 1235 and encodes 252 amino acids.